Drosophila busckii is the source of this 2694-nucleotide messenger RNA. RefSeq names its product protein sly1 homolog (gene Slh). Gene Ontology annotation, molecular function: syntaxin binding. The transcript is spliced from 5 exons. The record is from RefSeq and is a predicted model, not a curated record. NCBI's taxonomy places the organism in Eukaryota, Metazoa, Arthropoda, Insecta, Diptera, Drosophilidae. Gene Ontology annotation, biological process: intracellular protein transport; endoplasmic reticulum to Golgi vesicle-mediated transport. Gene Ontology annotation, cellular component: Golgi membrane; cytosol. Bases 108 to 2030 code for a protein of 640 amino acids.
GAUUGUUGUGACGUGUUGUAUUUUUGUAAAUUAUGUUGUUUUAACAUAAUUCAAUCAAUUAGACUUUAUAUUGUGCACUGGAAUUUGUAAACACAAACAGCUAGAACAUGCUGACACUGCGGGAAAGGCAAAUAAAUGCCAUUAAGCAAAUACUGAAUUUAAACUCGCAGCAGCCAAAGGCGCUCGCAGCGGAGCCUGUGUGGAAGAUACUUAUCUACGAUCGUGUGGGUCAAGACAUUAUAUCGCCUAUUAUAUCCAUUAAGGAACUGCGUGAGCUUGGCGUGACUUUGCAUGUUCAGCUGCACUCGGAUCGCGAUUCCAUACCAGAUGUGCCCGCGGUUUACUUUUGCCUGCCCACGGAAGAGAAUCUCGAUCGCAUACAGCAGGACUUUUCCAAUGGUCUAUACGACGUCUAUCAUUUGAACUUUCUGGCGCCCAUAACACGCAGCAAAUUAGAGAAUCUAGCUGCCGCAGCAUUGCAUGCCGGCUGUGUGGCCAAUGUACAUCGUGUCUACGAUCAGUAUGUGAACUUUAUAAGUCUGGAGGAUGACUUUUUCAUACUGAAGCAUCAGCAGAGCGAUCAGCUGUCCUACUAUGCCAUCAAUCGCGCCAACACACGUGACGAGGAAAUGGAGGCGCUAAUGGACUCCAUUGUAGAUUCCUUAUUUGCCUUAUUUGUCACAUUGGGCAAUGUGCCGAUAAUACGUUGUCCACGCAACAGUGCCGCUGAGAUGGUGGCUCGCAAGUUGGAAAAGAAGUUGCGUGAGAAUCUUUGGGAUGCGCGUGCCAAUUUGUUUCACAUGGAUGCCACGCAGGCGGGCGGUGGUGUCUUUAGCUUCCAGCGACCCGUGCUACUACUGCUCGAUCGCAACAUAGACUUGGCCACACCACUGCAUCAUACCUGGUCCUAUCAGGCUCUGGUGCACGAUGUGCUAGAUCUGGGUCUCAAUUUAGUUUACGUAGAAGAUGAGCCUGGAGCUGCAGCAACAGGUGCACGCAAGAAGCCCAAGGCGUGCGAUCUUGAUCGCGCUGAUCGGUUUUGGAUUACGCACAAGGGCAGCCCGUUUCCCACAGUGGCUGAGGCUAUACAGGAGGAGCUCGAAUCCUAUCGCAACUCCGAGGAGGAAAUCAAACGCCUUAAGACCACCAUGGGCAUUGAAGGCGAGUCCGACAUUGCCUUUUCGCUGGUCAACGAUACAACAGCGCGUCUCACCAACGCCGUCAACUCGCUGCCGCAGCUUAUGGAAAAGAAACGUCUAAUAGAUAUGCAUACUAAGAUAGCCACCGCUAUUCUAAACUAUAUUAAGGCGCGUCGUUUGGAUUCCUUUUUUGAGCUGGAGGAGAAAAUCAUGUCCAAGCAAACGUUGGACAAGCCGUUGCUGGAUCUGCUGCGUGAUCCAGAGUUUGGCCAAGCAGAAGACAAGCUGCGUUUAUACAUUAUCUAUUAUAUAUGUGCACAGCAGCUGCCCGAGGCGGAGCUGGAGCGUUUGCGUGAGGCGUUGCAAGCAGCUGGCUGCGAUUUGAGCGCUUUGGCUUAUGUGCAACGCUGGAAGGCGCUAAUGAAUCGCUCGCCAGGCAUAAGUCAGGCCACGCAGUAUGAAGGCGGCGGCACUCGAACAGUUUCCAUGUUCACCAAGCUAGUCAGCCAGGGCAGCUCCUUUGUCAUGGAGGGCGUCAAGAAUUUGGUGGUCAAACGACAUAACUUACCGGUGACCAAGAUAACAGAGCAGGUCAUGGAAUGUCGCAGCAAUGCUGAAACAGAUGAUUACCUGUACUUGGAUCCCAAGCUGUUGAAGGGCGGCGAUGUGCUGCCCAAGAAUCGUGCACCAUUCCAGGAUGCCGUUGUCUUUAUGGUCGGCGGCGGCAACUACAUUGAGUAUCAGAAUCUGGUGGAUUUCAUCAAACAGAAGCAGACGUCCAAUGUUAACAGACGCAUUAUCUACGGCGCCUCUACUCUGACCAAUGCGAGGCAGUUCAUCAAGGAGCUCGCUGCGCUUGGCAGCGAGAUUCAAGCGCCUGCAGCAAGUUAGGAGAGGUUGUCCAGCUUUCACUGCUGCUGAUGGGAUCGGGUGCAACAACAACAACAUCAACGUCAACAACUACAAGUUUAUUGUGCAUGUAUGUCUGUCUGUUUGUGUGUGUGUGUGUGUGGCUUUUUUCUAGAGUUUAAGCAUAUCCAAAAAUAAAUUAAAUGCAAGGCAACAAAAAAGUGCAUGCCAUUGGCAAUUACUCGCAACUGACGCGCCUUAUACCCGAAGGACAACAAGCAAAAACACGCGUUGCCGCGUGUACAACAAGCGACUGCAACAAUCAACAGCGACAACAACAACAGCAGCAGCAGCAGCAACAACAACAACAUUAACAAUAGUAAUAAGAGCAGCAGCAGCAGCAACAACAACUGCCGGCAAUCGCAUUCUAGGCGCCCAUUAACACCAACUUGGCAACGCUUUUUGAUGGACAGCUGACAGACAGGCAGUCAACGCUCCAACUUGCAACAGUGCAACCAAAGACUGGCGACAAUUAUGGGGCGACAAGUAUGCGAGGCACUUGGGAACUGGCCCUUGCAAUUAACACCACACUAUAACUAUGAAUGGAACCAUUUCAAGCUGCAAUCAGCCAAUGCAAGCAACUGCAGCAAUGCCGAAUAUUAAAUAUUCUUUCAAUUGAAGUCUAAAGCUUUAUUUAUGAAAAGUU